UAUCUUCGCAGAGACUCCGUUCGGUUUUCUCCGUUAAAUGAAAACUUUAAAUUAGCGAUAUUCUAAAAGAGAAAUAUCUGUGCGCCAAGUUAGAAUUCGCGAGUGACUGCUACGUGUGAAGUGUUAAUACUUUACCUACCAACUUGCAGAACAUCUAGUUUGUCAUAAAAUCUCACGAAAAUAUUGUAUGAAAUGCGAAGAAGAGGAUCGUGAUUAUUGUUCGAAAUAUCGUGAGAGUGCUACCUUGAUUUAAUAUUCUAACGCAAAGUAUAUCCGUGAGUGAGGAUAAGAUAAAGAUAUUGUUCCAGUGCGAGAGUGAUUGCCAUAGGGUCCUGGUUUCGAUAUUUAUUGGUAAAAAAGUUCUGAGCAAUUUUUCGCACGCGGCAAUUAACAUUACGUCACAGACGAAAAUUUUGAAGAUUAAUUUUUACUUUUUCGCGACUCACGUUUUUUAUGCGACACAAUGACGGACAGGAUAGAAGACGGCAUUUAUAGACAAAAUGGCUAUACUAACGAGGCCUUCCAGCUGGACGGUUUUGACUCUUUGAAACCGGAUUCUCACGGAAAUACUUCACUUGAUAAACGGCAAGAGCAAUCUGAAAGUUCAGAGGCGGAAUGGGGAGGUAGACUGGAGUUUCUGAUGGCUUGUAUAGCCACUUCCGUCGGACUGGGUAACGUGUGGAGGUUUCCGUUCACCGCGUACGAGAACGGCGGUGGUGCCUUCCUAAUACCCUAUAUUAUAGUCCUGAUCCUAGUCGGGAAACCGUUUUAUCUCCUGGAGGGACUCUUGGGUCAGUUCACCAGUAGAUCUUGUGCAAAAACAUGGUACAUGACGCCGGCUAUGAAGGGAUUGGGAUACUCGCAGGCUUUCGGUGCGUUCUGCGUCGUUUCGUACUACAGCGCUUUGAUGGCAUUGACCCUGUACUAUUUAGUAUCGAGCUUCCAGUCUGAGUUACCGUGGUCGUUCUGUCGUCCGGAAUGGAAAGAUUAUUGCAUCGAUGACUCGAUGUUUAAAAAUGUCUCCGAGGAUCGUAUCGCUACCAUUCAAAGUUCCUCGGAAUUGUAUUUCAGGAAGAUAGUGUUACAGGAAUAUUCGUCCAUCGAGGACGGUAUCGGUGUGCCGUCCUGGCAUUUGUCAAUAUAUCUGUUCCUCAGUUGGGUCUGCGUCUUUGGAGUGCUCUUCCGCGGCGUGAAGAGCGCCGGCAAAGCCGUCUAUUUCCUUGCAUUAUUUCCUUAUAUCGUGAUGAUAGCUCUACUGAUCAGAGCCGUCACUCUUGAGGGUGCCGUCGAUGGCAUCCUCUUCUUUGUAACUCCGAAAUGGGACGCUCUGUGGAAGCCCACUGUCUGGUACGCCGCUAUCACACAAUGUUUCUUCUCCUUGUCAGUCUGCUUCGGUCCGAUCAUCAACUAUUCGUCUUAUAAUAAUUUUGAACACAGAGUGGACAGGGACGUGAUGAUAGUGACCACGCUGGACACAUUCACUAGUCUGAUAGCUGGUUGUACGAUCUUUGGUAUUCUCGGCAAUCUGGCCCACGAGAUGAAUACGAAGGAUAUUGCCAAGGUGGUCCGCAGCGGCAUUGGUUUGGCUUUUAUUUCCUAUCCGGACGCUUUAUCGCGUUUCACUUUUAUGCCACAGCUAUUCUCCAUCCUGUUCUUCGUCAUGAUGUUUGUUCUUGGCACUGGAAGCUCUGCGGCGUUGUGUGGCGCCGUAUUUAGCAUUUUCCGCGAUCAUCUGCCUAAUAUGAGGCAGUGGUUGCUGGUACUCUGCAUCACCUGCUUCGGCUUCGUCGUCAGCCUCAUCUAUAUCACUCCGGGUGGUCAAUGGUUCAUAAUGUUAAUCGAUUAUUAUGGCGGUACUUUCGUGGCAAUAAUCGUUGGCGUUCUCGAGACAGCGACCAUCUUCUGGAUGUACGGUCUCUUUAAUUUCCUCAACGACAUGGAAUUUAUGCUAGGCAACAGACUAGGUGCUUACUGGCGAGCUUGCUGGCUUGUAAUCACGCCUGUGCUCAUGAUCAUCAUACUGAUUUACACAUGCGCUACUUAUGAGCCGCUCAUGUAUGACGGUGAACGAUUUCCCGAUUAUGCCUAUGGAAUAGGAUGGUUUGUGCUAGUUCUAGGUAUAUCUCCCAUCGCAUGGUGGAUCGGCCAGAAAAUAAUUAUGAAUAGAACGUCGUCUUUCACCGAAAUAUUCAAGCCGAGCGCCGAUUGGGGUCCAAAAGACCUAAAGAAAUACAAUGAAUGGAGGGACUUUAAACACUCGAAGAAGAUAUUGCGAGCACGCGUGAAGAAAUCGAAAAUUAUAACAGCGCUAUUUGGCAAAGAUUAAUAAUUGAAAUAAUAUAAAAGUUAUAAUUACUGUGUUUGUUCGUUAUUCGGAUUGUUUAUGUUGCAAUCAUCGUAUAGCGAUCAGUAAAAAGGAUAAUAAUAUUGGCAGCUCUUUGUCACAUAUCACGUUACACAUAGUGCAAUAUUACGUAACGAUUUAUGGAAACUAGCAAGAAGUAAAGCACACAAUAAUUCUUUAACUGCUAUUAAAUAUGUAAGUGCAUAAUAUAAGCGGAUUAAUAAUAUCUCAUAAAACAAUUAUUAUAAUAGAAUAUUUAAUUUUAA
Molecule: messenger RNA, 2610 nt
Organism: Trachymyrmex cornetzi
Lineage: Eukaryota; Metazoa; Arthropoda; Insecta; Hymenoptera; Formicidae
Product: sodium-dependent nutrient amino acid transporter 1-like
Exons: 9
Coding region: 464-2326 (620 amino acids)
Biological process (GO): nitrogen compound transport; amino acid import across plasma membrane; sodium ion transmembrane transport
Cellular component (GO): plasma membrane
Molecular function (GO): amino acid:sodium symporter activity; L-amino acid transmembrane transporter activity
Source: RefSeq, a predicted model, not a curated record